Laccaria bicolor S238N-H82 is the source of this 1436-nucleotide messenger RNA. RefSeq lists its product as uncharacterized. The record is from RefSeq and is a predicted model, not a curated record. The transcript has 4 exons. NCBI's taxonomy places the organism in Eukaryota, Fungi, Basidiomycota, Agaricomycetes, Agaricales, Hydnangiaceae. Gene Ontology annotation, cellular component: cytoplasm. The coding region runs from base 192 to 1304 and encodes 370 amino acids.
AUGGCCGCAAUCCAGCUUCAACUUUCAAGGUCAUUGCCUCCCUCGCGCCUCAGAUCUUCAUCCGACCCUUUCGUCGACCCCGCCAAGCAGAAGCAGCGUCCUCCUCCUCCCCCUCCAAAGUCGAAACCCUCAGCUAGAAUGCCAGCUUCUUUACCUACCGUACUCAAACAGAUAGCAGUCCUCGUACGAGAAUGGGGCGGAGCCAAACGGCUAUCUCGCCUGCCCAAAAUGCCACUUCUCGCCCAACAGACAGGAGGUCACAAUCUCAGGAUUCAGGAGGUAUAGUAGAGAAACCUCGCUCGAACGGCAAAUCUCGCAGCAAGAAAGGCUCACAGUACGCCGACGUUAUCGACCGGCUAGAUAUUACGGGUGUGGGUCCCAUGUUCCAUCAUGAUGGUCCAUUCGAUGCAUGUGCUCCAUCUCGUAACAAACAUCGGAAUAAGGCACCUAUGCAUGCCUGGACCGGUGGAAAACCCGACCAUGCUCCGAUUGGUGACAGCGCCUAUCCUUCCGCCCUCGCAUACCAAGCAUUUUCAAAUGAUUACCCCGACCCACCAAAGAAGAAAGUCGACGCCAUCGCAGAAGCCUGGGGUAUUCAUGAGCCCGAGCCAUUCGAAGAGUUUUUCGCCGGAGGAGGCUCCACGAGACUGGACGGGGAUACCCCGGCCAGCUCCAUCUACAACGGCAAAGAUUCCCAUGGCUCACUCUCUACGUCUCACAGCAGCCCCGCAACAAGGCGCCCAAAGGAGGACAAAGAUGCACGUUCACGUGUUGCCGCACGGCGCUCACUUGUUCCUCCUCCUCAACCCAUCUUCGUUCCCGAUCAAUCCACCACUGCCGACGUACCACCGGGCUCUCCGCCCCUUGGUUCUCCCGGAUUUCCUAAUCGCUCGAAAUCGCUGAUGCAUCGCAUCCGCAAAAUGCGGGAUGCACCCAACGUACCUGUGUCUGCAGAUUAUCAGCAACCACCCUCUCCAUCCACUCAAGCCGUCAAUUACCAAUCUGAUUCGGGUACUCGUCCCACCCAUCGUUCGCAAAACUCUUUCCUUGGUCGAUUUGGAGGCGGAACACGGAACAAUCCUGCUUCUAUACCAGAGAAGCCCGAGCCUUUCAUUUUUAUUGAUGCCCAGAACCAGAAUCAAACGAACAAAGAGUUACCGGCUACGCCAAUGAAUCGCGGAACGACUCCUCCAGGAGAGGAGAGUCCCCCCGGUGCAUAUUUCGAUGGUAAUCAGGGUGGACCCCUAGGGAGGAAGACCAGUCUCAUGAAGAAGGUGGGCAGAGUGGUUCGCGGAGCAAAGUAAAUGAAAUUGGAAACUUGCCUUUUCCCUCUGUUCUCGCAUCAAACUUCACCGCCUCACAUUCCCUAUGUAUGCUGUACACCUUUCUUUUUUUGUACAACCUCCCUGUUGUACUUUGACCUCCUCAACAACCUU